UGCUGGCAGAUCCCAGGCCGCAGUGAUUUGGUAGCCGCUGCAGUAGGAGGAAGGACCGCGGUUCUACCCCCUUCUAUCUUUCAGUUUCGUCUCGAAAUUCUGACGUUGGUUCCUUCUUGUAUCGAUCGGUAAAUUGAGUGCACAGUAACGGUGUUCUAUGAAAACUAAGUCGUAGUAUUACCAACGGACAGUGAUACCAAUCGCCAUUUUAAUCGCACGUUUUCCCUGACAGAAGCGCUAGCACAACAAUGGCUCUGAAAAGAAUUCACAAGGAGUUGAACGACUUGGCACGGGACCCACCAGCCCAGUGUUCUGCAGGACCAGUAGGAGAUGACAUGUUUCACUGGCAAGCCACGAUAAUGGGACCUAAUGACAGUCCUUACCAGAGCGGGGUUUUCUUCUUGACCAUACACUUCCCCACAGACUACCCCUUCAAACCGCCAAAGGUUGCAUUUACCACGAGAAUCUACCACCCAAAUAUCAACAGCAACGGCAGCAUUUGUCUUGACAUUCUGCGAUCACAGUGGUCUCCGGCUCUCACCAUCUCCAAAGUUCUCCUGUCCAUCUGCUCUCUGCUGUGUGACCCAAACCCGGACGACCCCUUAGUACCCGAGAUCGCCCGCAUCUACAAGACGGACAGGGAAAAGUACAACAAAAUAGCUCGGGAAUGGACACAAAAGUAUGCAAUGUAGUGUUGGGGUAGAAUCAUGGCCAACCACCUCUACGACAUAAGGUUAGGGGAGCUUCAGACGUAAAGAGAAAACAAACAAAAAACCAUUCAAACAAAUGAGAAGUUUAAAACAAGAUCUUGUUGGUUUCCAUUGGAGUGCUUUCUUUGAGCCAACCCUCCCCUUCACCAGAGUACCUGUAAAACUCCCUCUGCCCCUCCCCCCUCUCUCUUUCUCUCUCUCUCUCUUUUCUUCUUCCUCUCCCCUCCCGCCUCUCAGCUCACCUGCCCACCCUCCAGUGUACAUAUUGUCAACUUGCAAUGGCAACACCCAUCUGUCCCUACUCCCUUUUCACCUCCUCCCUCCCCCGUGACCUCUGGCCCUAUCUCCUGACUCCAGUAUUCCGUUACAUUUUGUCACCGUGCAGGUUGGGCUGUCGCACCCCCUAACACCCCCCCUAUUCACACCUGCAUCCUACCUUCCCCCGGCGGUAAUCACUAAAUGCAUUCCUUUUGAGCAUCUGUAAAACUUUGAGGGGACCUUCUUUUUUUUCUUCUUUAUUUCCCUAUUUGUUUAGGGGCGUGGGGGACAAUAAGAUGGAGGGACUUUUACACUCUGCACCCUUUCUUGUUUUGUUGUCAUAUAAUUCCCAUCCGUAGAGGUGACAAUUCAAGAAAGCAGUUUGUUUUCGCGCGCGAGUCGAAGGGCACUCUGUUUUUUAUACAAUGAAUACUCAAACGAAAUCAUUGCAGGCUAUGUCAAAUGAACCAAUACAUAUAGCCUAUUUUGGUCUUCUGUUGGAUUCUACAAAAGGACUUGAAUUUAUCCCCACACUUCCUGCUCCUAACUCCCACCCCACCCAAGUUGACCCCUUUGUACACACACAUAGACACACAUGCACGCACAAUUAAAACCCAUGUCACCACCAACCAACUUUUCUUCAUUCACAAAGUGGAGGUUCUGGUCUGGACCAGGUAUUUAAGCAAUUUAUUUUUCUUAGUUUAACCCUCCCCACCCCCACCCUCCCCAUAACUCUAGGUUGCAUUUUUUUUUUUUUUUCCCCUUUCCUAAUUUUUUUUUUUUUUUUUUGCUAUUGUUAAAUUAGAAGCUAACAUCUUAAAUGGCUAUGGGACUGGCUUGGGCUCUGGGUGCAAGAAGAACCCACUCUUCUUGCACAAAACCUCUGUAUAUUGAAUUACCUGAGAGGCUCGUUGAGCUUUGUGUGUUGAUUAAACUGUGUAAUAAAAACCCAUGAUUCCUG
This is a messenger RNA of Etheostoma spectabile (orangethroat darter), 1929 nucleotides long. It is a transcript of the gene ube2d2, whose product is annotated as ubiquitin-conjugating enzyme E2D 2 (UBC4/5 homolog, yeast). The coding region runs from base 249 to 692 and encodes 147 amino acids. The transcript is spliced from 7 exons. The record is from RefSeq and is a predicted model, not a curated record. NCBI's taxonomy places the organism in Eukaryota, Metazoa, Chordata, Actinopteri, Perciformes, Percidae.